This is a messenger RNA of Alternaria ethzedia, 495 nucleotides long. RefSeq lists its product as uncharacterized. NCBI's taxonomy places the organism in Eukaryota, Fungi, Ascomycota, Dothideomycetes, Pleosporales, Pleosporaceae. The record is from RefSeq and is a predicted model, not a curated record. Bases 1 to 495 code for a protein of 164 amino acids. The transcript has 2 exons.
AUGCCCGUCGCGGAAGAGCUGGCGGCCAAAGACGCCUUGAUCAAGAAGCAGCGUGACGUCAUCGCCAAAUACCUUAUCCUCGACAUCGAAGACUUUCUGGCCGAGGCGCGCGAGAAGGCAGAAGCCGAGACGGCAGAAGCGUAUGAGCGUGCGUUGGCAGAGGAAAAGGCCAGGGGCAGAUUGGCGAAAUGGAAGACAAUCUACAAACUGCAAUACGAUGGCGUCCCACUGCGCAGCAUCAUCUACUACAACCUCCGCAGCCUCUGGGAGUCUUGGGGCACCAAUCCGUACCAUUUGCACGCCGCCUGGUACGCCAUCAUGCUGACCUUGCUGUUGCUCUGGCUCAUCGGCAGCAUCGUUUGCGGAUACUAUGAAGCGGAGCAGGAGAACGGCAGCGUGCGACUGGCGAAGCUGUGCAGGGGCAUUCUGGGCUCCAUCCCGCCAAUUGUGCAGUUCAUCCUCUUCUUGUUCCCGCCGCUGUUUGUACAAUUCUGA